Messenger RNA from Hydra vulgaris (swiftwater hydra), 1523 nucleotides. NCBI's taxonomy places the organism in Eukaryota, Metazoa, Cnidaria, Hydrozoa, Anthoathecata, Hydridae. The record is from RefSeq and is a predicted model, not a curated record.
AUAUGUAAAUUUAAAAGGUAUUAAAGUCAUAAUGGUCACUGGUGAUCAUCCAAUUACAGCAAAAGCAAUCGCAAAAGGUGUUGGAAUCAUUUCAGAAGGUACUGAAUGUGUAGAAGACAUAGCGCAGCGAUUAAAUAUAAAUGUAGAAGACGUAAAAACGGGGAAUGCUAAAGCUUGUGUUAUUCAUGGAUCGAAACUUAAAGAUAUAUCACAAAAUGACUUAGAUGAAAUUUUAAGAACUCAUACUGAAAUAGUAUUUGCACGAACAUCACCACAGCAAAAAUUAAUUAUUGUUGAAGGAUGUCAGAGAGUAGGUUCCAUUGUUGCAGUAACUGGUGAUGGUGUUAAUGAUUCACCUGCUUUAAAAAAAGCUGACAUAGGCAUCGCUAUGGGAAUUGCUGGAUCAGAUGUUUCUAAACAAGCUGCUGAUAUGAUCUUGUUAGAUGAUAAUUUUGCUUCUAUUGUUACUGGUGUUGAAGAAGGUCGCCUUAUUUUUGACAACCUAAAAAAAUCUAUUGUCUAUACUCUAACAAGUAAUAUUCCUGAAAUUACACCUUUCCUGAUGUACAUUUUGUUUGGUAUUCCCUUACCAUUAGGAACAGUCACUAUACUUUGCAUUGACCUUGGAACUGAUUUAAUUCCAGCUAUUUCAUUGGCUUAUGAAAAAGCUGAAAGUGAUAUUAUGAAGCGCAAACCAAGGGAUCCUACACAUGAUAAGCUUGUUAAUGAGCGGCUUAUCAGCGUUGCUUAUGGUAUGAUUGGUAUGGCUCAAGCUUGCGGUGGUUUUUUUACAUAUUUUGUAAUCAUGGCUGAAAAUGGUUUUAUGCCAUCAGACUUGUUUGGAAUAAGAGCUAGAUGGGAAGAUAUGAAUGUUAAUACCUUACCAGAUUCUUAUGGAAAUGAAUGGACCUACCAUCAACGUAAGGAAUUGGAGCUAACAUGUCAAACAGCUUUCUUUACUACCAUUGUUGUUGUGCAAUGGGGAACACUUAUUGCCAGUAAAACUAGAAAACUUUCACUUUUUAAUCAAGGAAUGGGAAAUUGGUUUUUAAAUUUUGGUUUAUUUUUUGAAACUGCUCUUGCAAUUUUUCUUCAAUAUACUCCUGGUAUAAAUAUGGGACUACGUUUACGUCCCAUGAAUUUCUCUUGGUGGUUAACUGGGCUUCCUUAUACAUUUUUAAUCAUUAUUAGUGACGAAAUUAGAAGAUAUAUUUUAAGAAGAUAUCCUAAAGGUUGGGUGGAGCAAGAAACCUACUACUAAUCGACUACUACCACAUGACCACAGCAAUCUUGUUAAGUAAAAUCUAAUUGCAAAGUAUUGAUUAUUAGGACGAUUUUUUGCACGUGCAGAAUUUAAUUUGUAAAAGAAGUUUUUUCGUUACAUUUAUUUUGUUAUUCAAACUAUUUAUGUAAUAUUUGCACGACUAUGCGACAGCUUUUCAAGUUAUCUACCUUUUGUACUCUUUUUUACGCUUUUGUUUUAUUUUUGUACUUUUUAUUUUUUUAUAAAUAGUGAAUUUUAU